This is a messenger RNA of Talaromyces rugulosus, 975 nucleotides long. RefSeq lists its product as uncharacterized. NCBI's taxonomy places the organism in Eukaryota, Fungi, Ascomycota, Eurotiomycetes, Eurotiales, Trichocomaceae. Bases 1 to 975 code for a protein of 324 amino acids. Gene Ontology annotation, cellular component: nucleus. The record is from RefSeq and is a predicted model, not a curated record. Gene Ontology annotation, biological process: protein phosphorylation. Gene Ontology annotation, molecular function: cyclin-dependent protein serine/threonine kinase activity; ATP binding. The transcript is spliced from 4 exons.
AUGACUCUCGAAAGAAACAUCAAGUAUCUUGGGCGAUCAAAGGCGAUAUACUCUCUUUCCGAGCCUCUUUACCCUCGUUAUGCUUCGGGGAUCACACAACAUGUCUGGAAAUCUCACAGGCUGGGAAGCGAUCCCGUGGUUGUGAAGUUUCGCAGACUCGACACCCCGCAGUCUCGAUCGGACUUUCAGAACGAGAUAACACAAUUGCGAAAAUUGGAAGAUUGCCGAUAUAUUCGGGGAAUUCUAGAUGCCAUUGAGGACCCUGCCGAUAAGGCUAUUGAUCACGGUAUGAUCCUAGAGUGGUUUCCAGAAACUCUAUGGGAGGCCCGUGAAAAUGGACGAUUGUCAUCAUUUGGUCUUGUGGGAAUUCGGAAAAUCAUGAAAAACGUUCUUGAAGGCAUCCAGGAGCUUCAUUCAAGGGAAUUUAUUCAUCUAGAUAUCAAGGCUCAAAAUAUUUUGUCGAAUGGGCUAUCGGCUAAAUUAUCUGAUCUUGGAUCCAUAUGGCCUGCCUCACCGUCUUCAAGGGGGACCGCACAACCCAUGCCUUACCGAAGUCCUGGGAUUCUCUUCGGCCGCGAAUGGUCCAAGGAAGUUGACAUAUGGGGUUGGGGUAUGGUGUACGUCCAUAUGGUACAGGCUUGCAUUCGACCCGACAUUUGGGGUCUUUAUGAUCGACUACACGAGGAAUCUACUCUGGAAGCAACCACAGCAUACGAGGAAAGGGUCAGGCAAGAUAUAUUUCACGACUUUCGAUUGUAUUCGAUACGUCUCUACGAAGAAUGCGAAGACCGAUGGCCCGGAUUAGAUCCUGACCGGAAGGAUGUGACAAUCCGGUCAAUACUGGAGUACUUGCAGUUUCCAGAGAACGAAAUUUGUUUUCUACAAGAGGUGUUAAAUCCGGAUCCUACUGCGCGCCCUACGGCGAAGGCAAUACUAGAUAGUGGAUGGUUGGAUAACCUGUCGGAAGAUCACUAG